Messenger RNA from Phascolarctos cinereus (koala), 2949 nucleotides. Lineage: Eukaryota; Metazoa; Chordata; Mammalia; Diprotodontia; Phascolarctidae. The record is from RefSeq and is a predicted model, not a curated record.
UGACGUGUUCCUAUUCGGAUUAUAGUUUGUGCUAUAUACCCCUGACGGGACCGCAGUGAGAGGUCCGAAUAAAAGAAACUCGAGGAUUAUCCUCAAGUGAUUUCAUGUGGAAGGGGUAUAUGCAUGGCACUUGUUUCCUAUGGCAUCAAAUGAUAAACAAGAUCAUCUCACUGGCCACAAUCAAUUGCCUUGCCUGUAUGAUACAUCAAUAUGGGGAUCUAUCUUGGCUUCAGUGAAAGAACAGCUCCCAUCUUUUGACUCAGAUUCUUCCUUGUCAGAUGAGGAAGAUGGGGAAUUAUUCAUCUUCCAGAGAGAUGAAGAAAAUCUGAUUCCGGACUUAACUGAAGAAUUGGCAGAUGACCCAGACACUCAGCUUCUGGAAUCUGUGAUAAAUGCUAGAAAGAACUGGUAUGGAGGGAUAAAGGAUUCAGCCAUUCUUGAAGGGAAAGAUGCUAGCAAGCCUUCGCUGAUUGGUCCGCUAUUUGCAGACACUGAAGAAAUUCAAACAGGCAUUCAUCUCGGGAUCACUGAAAAAAGUGCCAAGUGGCAGAAAGGAGAUACUUGGGAUUUGUUUAGAUCUAGCACUCAGGCUCUUAUCACAGGACCCCAGGAGGAAGAAUUCUCAACUUCAACCUAUAAAAAAGGUCUCACAACUGACAAUUUAGGGACUGGUAAUUUAUCUUCCUCUGAAGAGUCAGAUUCCACAAGCAUAAAAGCUAUCAGAAAAGAGAGAAGAAGGAUGAUAGAGAAGAACAUACUUCACAAGAAAAUCAAGGAGUUUCCACUUGAAAAUUUAAGUUGUUCACAAUUCACAGAACCCAUAACCCAUGAAUCCACUGAGUCAGAGGAUAUAGAAGAAAAGGUGCCAGCCAAACAUGAAGGCUUGAAAUUACGGUCUCUUGAGAUACUUGAAGAGUGGGAUUUAGAUAAGAUACUUCAAAACCUGGAGGCACAAAAAAGCCAGGGAGAAUGUACAACAGGAGCCACAUACUGGGAAGUCGACCCUUCUUUUAAAGGCCAAGAAAGCCUUGUGUCCAAAACCCAGGACAGGCUUAUGGAGCAGCUAGUCACCUUGUGUUCCAAACAGUCUAAAGAUUUAUCCUUAUCCUAUAAGAAGCCUUCUGACAAGCUCUGCCAUCCUGUGGAAGACCAGGUCAGAAGCAGAAAUUCUAGGUGUAUAUCACACCUAACACCAGGGAAGAGGCAAGAUGUUGCUAAAGACACAAAGCUGAAGGGGAUGAUGGAGCCUCCCACAGUUUUCAUUGACCUCAGGCAGCCUGAGCCAAAGAAAUCAGUGCCUCUGCCUGGGUCAGAACACAGAUUCCAAAAUCAAGGGGACCAGCUCAGCUCCAAUGAUAGCUCUACCGAAAGUGAGGAGGUUCCAGAUGUGAGAGAUGAGAAAGAACCCAGAGAGAGAAUUUCACAAGGACCAAGGGACCAGACUGGGAAAAGUUACCUGCUACAACAGCUCCGUGCUUUCCAGAAGACCUCUCAGUCAUGUGGCACUGAAACUAAAGUGAUUACCCAAGAGGGCCAUGAUACGCGGGAUGCUGAAACUUUUGAAGAUGUGGCCAAUUCAGGAAUCAGGAGAAAACAACAUGUGGUAACAAGAAAGACCCAUCAGAACACUUCUGUGAGGCCACUGGGAUCUAAAUGGCUCCCCUUCCUAGACCAGGAGGCCAGAGGUAGAGGAGAAAAUCAAAAGGGCAUAGACGAGCAUCUGGAUUCAGAAAAAUUCAUUGUGGAGUUGGCAACUCCUCUGAAUAAAACAAGAGAAACCUCAAGGGAGAAGAGAUUUAAAUGCAAGUUGAAGCACCUCUUAGAAAGAAAUACUAGAAAAGCAGUUGGAAGAACUAAUGUGGAAUGUCUGCCUAACCUUCAAGAACAUUCACCAACAUGAAGCCCAUGACUUCUCUCAAAGCAGCAAUUCAAAUAAGCUAUCCCUUGGCACAACAAAAAUGAGUUGACUUCAUGGAAGGAGUAGAGAGAAUUCACAUCAGUCUCAGAUAAAAGCCCCUGGCAAAGAUUGCAAGCCUCCAAUGUGACCACUUACACCACAAAGAAGCUGUUAAACCACUUCAUUGACAAAGGAAGCCUUGCUUUCCCAUGGCAUGGGAUGCACUUUCAUGUGUUUGCCCUAUAUCAGGCAAAUGAGGAAACAAGUCACAGCCUUUGACACCUGACAGGAUAUGAAAGCAGCAAAUUAUAGGAGUCAUUCUUCAGUCAUCACUUAGAUUUCUCUGUUUCCUAGAAGCAAGGAGACCUGAGCCAUGGCUCAUCACACAUUUGAAUAUGCUCUUUCAUCUCAUAUCUAACCAUGACCCUGAUUGAAUAGGAGCUAGGGAAGCAGCAGAAGACCCAGCCACCAGCCCUGAUAAAUACUAGGUUGAGGAAGGGAAUUAAACUAGUUUCCAAGUAGGAUAAUAGAAAAUCAGAAGAGGACUUGUAGUUUUGACUGUGACCAGGAACAGGCCCAGACUGUCUUGAAUAGCUAUGGCUUCCCUGGGCCCUCCAUAACCUCCACCCACAUCCAUAUACCCCUAGACUACCUUAAGACCUGAGCUCUGACUAGGGAGCUCUUCAACUUGAUAGUUUCAUUUGAUGUCAGCAUAGAGCUGCCCAACAUUCCACUACCUUGGUAUUCAAAGGCUUCUUGUUUUUUAAUUCCAGUGUUUCUUUUCCCCCUCUAAUAUCAGCAAAUGUAUUAAAAUAUCUAUUAAAUAAAGUAAUAGAAAAUCAACUUUCAGUUCCAAGUUCAACAGCAGUUCCGGAUGAUCUUUUUGUUAAGGAAAUCAAGACAAGGUCAAUGGGCUGGGAAUUGUAUUUUAAGAGCUUUUGCAAGGUUUUUAAGUAUUGACAACUCUUAACAGUCUGCCUAAUGGUGUGCUGGUAAAUGUUUAACAACCAGCUCUCUGAAAACCCACAACACACUUCCAAGUUUAAUCUGCA